UCAGGAUGCCGCGCAUGAGCGGCAUCAACUCCAGGGCUCUGGAGGCCAAACAGCGCAAAAAGGAGCAGCAAGCGGCUUUAGAACGGCAAAAAGAGGCUGAAGCAUUGGAUCGUUAUUGGGAAGAUAAUGAUAAACUUGUUCAGGCCAAACAGGAGCGAAAGCUUGAGGCACAACGCCGACAGCAAGAGAAGUUACAGCGCAAGCAGGAACUACGUCAGCUGGUUGAGAAAGAGGAGGCCGAGUUGGUAUCGAACAAAAAGUGCAUUAAGGGUGCUGCUGUCCCCAAAAUGACUCGAGCAGAAAUUUUACGAAUGCAAGCGUUACAAGCUGAAGCUCGGGCCAAGGAGGCUGCUAGUAACGCUGAUAAUGCUUAUUGUGAUGUCACUCGUGCAAAUAUAAACCACAUCAAUUUGCAAGAACGUCAAAUGCUUGAGGAGCACGAUAUAGAUUUAGUAAAGGCUUCCGGUUUGGAUGAGGUAUUGGAGGCUCUAUCUAUUGGUCCUAGGAAGGACGUAAACGCUGAAAAGCGUAUGAAGGCUGCUUACGAUGCGUUUUCAGAGGCUAAGAUGGCAGAGCUCAAGGAGGAGUAUCCUAAUUUAAAAUAUUCUCAGUACAAGGAUAUGAUAUUCAAGGCCUGGAAGAAAUCGCCUGCGAAUCCUAUGGUUGCGCCUAAUCUGUGAUGUUGCUUGUGUUUUGUGG
Molecule: messenger RNA, 699 nt
Organism: Babesia bovis T2Bo
Lineage: Eukaryota; Apicomplexa; Aconoidasida; Piroplasmida; Babesiidae
Exons: 7
Coding region: 6-680 (224 amino acids)
Biological process (GO): transcription by RNA polymerase II
Cellular component (GO): nucleus
Molecular function (GO): transcription coactivator activity
Source: RefSeq, a predicted model, not a curated record